Messenger RNA from Penicillium robsamsonii, 834 nucleotides. RefSeq names its product EGFR-like transmembrane domain-containing protein. The transcript has a single exon. NCBI's taxonomy places the organism in Eukaryota, Fungi, Ascomycota, Eurotiomycetes, Eurotiales, Aspergillaceae. The coding region runs from base 1 to 834 and encodes 277 amino acids. The record is from RefSeq and is a predicted model, not a curated record.
AUGAUGUUACCAUUAUAUGCACUUUUCCUAAUUCCCCUGGCGAACGCAUGGACCUUCCGCACCACCAACGCAACCGGUGCUACUGAAAUCGCCCGCGGCGAAGAGGAACGACAGUGCACAAAUGCCACCAUCGGUAAAGGCAAGCUCUUUACAUGGGAUCCUGAGGGAUCCGAUCUUUGUGUCUCGAUAUACCGCGACAUCGAGUGUGAUUCCAGGGCGGGAUACGCGUGUGCGACCUGGAGGAAGAAUGCCAGCGAACAGUUUUUGGCUUUCGAUAUCCUGCCCGAGAGCGAGAUUGAGGCCAAACACAGAACCUCCACGGCUUUGAUGUCGACGUCGACGUCUUCAACAUCAUCCAAACCCACGUCUUCAUCUUCAUCUGCCGCUGCCGCAUCCGCAUCCGCAACACCCACCGAGUCCCGCGCAGCCUCUGCAGACAAUUCCAACAGCGGUUCCUCUAGCCCCGCACUCUCCGGGGGUGCUAUUGCAGGCAUUGUGAUCGGUGCCAUAGCUGGUGUUGCCAUUAUCGUCGCCUUUGUCUUCAUCUUCAUGAGAAAGAAGAACAAGAAGAAUGCCGCAGCUGCUAACCGGGAUGGUGGUUUCGGGCCCCAUGAGGCGGAUGCUACUGAAUCAUCGAUGGGCGGUACUACAGUGGCAGAGAAGACAGGAGACUCAAUUGCGGAGAAGGAAGCAGAAUCGGUCCGCCCAUUCAGACCUGUGCCUGGAUCUCAGGUUGUGGAAUUAGCUGGUGACGAAGGGAGUGCCGAGCUGGGUAGCAGUCCAAUCAGUGAGAUGGAUGGGACCAGCGCAAAGCGGCCGUUUAACGUGGUCUAA